This is a messenger RNA of Aspergillus wentii DTO 134E9, 1386 nucleotides long. RefSeq lists its product as uncharacterized. Gene Ontology annotation, molecular function: cytidine deaminase activity; L-ornithine transmembrane transporter activity; zinc ion binding. Lineage: Eukaryota; Fungi; Ascomycota; Eurotiomycetes; Eurotiales; Aspergillaceae. The coding region runs from base 1 to 1386 and encodes 461 amino acids. The transcript has 8 exons. The record is from RefSeq and is a predicted model, not a curated record. Gene Ontology annotation, biological process: mitochondrial L-ornithine transmembrane transport.
AUGGCGGCUGCAGAGCAUGUGAUAACAAUCAAUGAUGAAAGACCGAUGGAGCUCCCAACACUCCCACCCAACCAAGGUCUGGAGGCCGUCAAGGAUAUGGUCUUUGGAUCGGCGGCGGGAAUGGCCGGUAAAGUCAUUGAGUACCCAUUCGAUACUGUGAAAGUUCGACUGCAGUCACAGCCAGAUCAUCUCCCCCUCCGUUAUAACGGGCCUCUGGAUUGUUUCCGCCAGUCAUUCCGUGCAGAUGGCUUUAGAGGGCUUUACCGAGGCAUCAGUGCUCCUUUAGCAGGAGCUGCCGUCGAGAACAGCUGUUUAUUUUUCAGCUAUCGUAUCAUCCAGGACGCAUUAAAGGCCACCAUAUACUCCUCGACUGAUUCACUGCCUUUUCUCGCCUUAUUGUUUAGUGGUGCCGCGUCGGGAUCGAUCACUUCCCUUGCAUUGACACCAAUUGAGCUCAUUAAAUGCAAGAUGCAGAUUCCUGUCGAAGGAUCUGUCACCAGAGCACCUGGACCGAUGUCACUUAUUGUGUCUGUUUUCCGCCAGGAUGGGCUUUUGGGAUUCUGGCGGGGCCAGAUGGGAACGUUCAUCCGUGAAACUGGUGGAGGUGCUGCUUGGUUUGGAGGUUAUGAGGGGGUUUCUGGGCUCUUUCGGGCAUACUACUCCCCGUCGCCGAGUGCGAACAAAUCGACCUCCGAGUCGGUGUCUCUCCCGGUAUGGCAGCAAAUGGUUGCGGGUGCAGCUGCCGGGAUUAGCUAUAAUUUCUUAUUUUUCCCCGCCGAUACCAUAAAAUCGCGAAUGCAAACUGAGGAUAUGACACAGGCAGCUGUUCGUUGUGAGCGACAAACAUUCUGGGACGCAGGAAAGGCCUUAUGGAGACAGCAAGGGCUGAGGGGUAUGUAUCGGGGUUGCGGUAUUACGUGCGCACGUUCAGCACCCAGUUCAGCUUUCAUUUUUUCAGUCUAUGAAGGGCUACGGAACUACUUUCAAAAAGAAUUAGAGCUCCUCUCCACCAAAGCCAUCGCUGCUAAAGCCACCGCCUACUGCCCUUACUCUAAAUUCCGCGUCGGGGCAUGCAUACUUACGCAGACGGGCGAGUACAUCACUGGUGCCAAUGUCGAAAAUGUGUCAUUUCCCGUCGGCACAUGCGCGGAGAGAGUAGCAUUUGGAACUGCUGUUGUGGCCGGACAUCAAGAUUUCAAGGCCAUUGCCGUCACCUCGGAUAUCACGCCCGGAGCGUCACCGUGUGGCAUGUGUAGGCAAUUCAUGCGCGAAUUUACAACCCCGUCAUUCCCUGUAUACAUGUAUGACGGAGAGGGGAACCAUAUCAUGAUGACCAUGGGCGAGCUCCUCCCGAGCUCAUUCGGCCCGAAUGAUUUACCCAAAUAA